This is a messenger RNA of Suillus discolor, 906 nucleotides long. RefSeq lists its product as uncharacterized. The transcript is spliced from 4 exons. Gene Ontology annotation, molecular function: 5'-flap endonuclease activity. The coding region runs from base 162 to 632 and encodes 156 amino acids. Lineage: Eukaryota; Fungi; Basidiomycota; Agaricomycetes; Boletales; Suillaceae. The record is from RefSeq and is a predicted model, not a curated record.
CACUCGGCAGGUGCUGAAACUCACCCCAUCAUUUGUCAGGUGCUCGAGCCUGCCGCAACGACGGUGCCCCUCAUCUCUCUCGCCAUCCGGGGCUGAUAUGAGGGACCUGCCCCUCACUCGCCUUAUAUUGUAGGCGUGGAUGCAAGUGCGUGGUUCGAACAAUGCCAGCAGGGCAGGUGGCACCGUGCACAUGCUCAGACAGGCCAGAAUCCCGCCCUUCGAACAUUUUUGAAAUCAAAUGGGGCCACAGAGUGUCUACCAAUGACCAUUGGAUGGUCAAGCCCACCCAGCGCCUACUCAAUGCAUUCAACGUGCAGUGGAUCAUGACUGCCAGAGAAGCUGAGACACAGCUGGCACUGAUGAAUGGUGCCGGUAUUAUUGAUGCUGUCAUGACAGAUGACAGUGACUCAUUUGUUUUUGGUGCUCAGACUGUCCUGCGCAACUCGACAUUUUCAAUAGAUUCAACUGUCAACUUGUAUACAACGAGUGCCAUUCAAGAGCACUCAGGAGCACGUUUCUUUAUCAUAUCCCCCUGGACUCGUCACUUACUACAUAUCCCAUCCAUGCAGCGGCACACCAUCAAAUUUGCACUGUCUACCACUAUAUCCCUACCUAGCUGUUUCUACAGGUAACUUCAAUCUCGCUCGGGCAUUUGUCCAAUAGUUUAUGAUUAUAAACCAUACAUUCUCUUCUAAUCUAUCACUGUACACACAAGUAUGCACUACAUAAUCUAAUUGUCUUGUCUCCAACCCAUGAACAGAGCGCUCAAGAGCUUCUCCAGCGCACCUGUAACCAUUAACAGAGCACAUCGGUACCUGGUGCAGGGAUUUGGUGAGUCUCGGGGGCCGGACAGAGAUGGCACAUACCUAUAAUCAUGAACGGAGCGCUCAUGAGCUUCUCCAGCGC